AUGACCACCCAUUGGGCCAACGACGGCCAAGCGGACAAAGAGCUCGCCACCACUUUUGCAAAGGAUACAACUUGGGGAGGUCAAGGUCAACGGCACGAUAGAAUACACGGCGAUGACCCAAUUCCCGGAGUCGAAGAAACGAUAGCCAUGUCUGGUGACGUGUCUGGCGAUAGCGAAGAUGUCGAGGUUGGCCUUACUGCCGGGCAGAAGAUGCUGUCUGCCAUGUCCGGCAGCUUGUUGACUUCGAUAUUGGUUACCCCUCUCGAUGUUGUCCGGGUUCGAUUACAGUCGCAGCCAACGCAGUCACCACUCACGAGUAUACGGACGCUUGCCUUGAAUUCCUCGCAGUCAAUCAACAACCUGCCGCCGAAUCUCGGAGUAACGGCUUGCUGUCGCGAGGUUUUCUUUGCCACCAACAAUACCGAAUUUUGUAUGGCGGCGACGAAGAUUGGGGAUAUGAAUUCAGGAAUAGGAGCGGCGCAAUGUGCGGUGGAAGAGACACAGCAGAGAACUUUCAACUCAACAUUCGAUGGACUACGGAAGAUUGCGCGGAAUGAAGGGGUUACAACGUUAUGGCGAGGUCUUUCUCCAACAUUGCUCAUGACGGUACCGGGGAACAUCAUAUAUUUCACAGGCUAUGAUUGGCUUCGAUUCCAUAAGCAGAGUCCCAUCAGUCGAUAUGCCUCUGAUAAUUCUGCGCCACUCGUCGCUGGAGCGGUGGCUAGGAUACUUGCUGCUGGAGUAGUAAGUCCGAUUGAGAUGUUCCGGACGAGGAUGCAGGCUAGUCGAACUACUGGAGGUGGUCACUUUGCGGAGACUGUGAAAGGAAUCGGAGAAAUGGUUGCUAGUCACGGAUACACUUCCCUGUGGCGUGGUCUUACCCUAACACUUUGGCGGGACGUCCCGUUCUCCGGGAUCUACUGGUGGGGAUAUGAGAGCAUCAGAGGAGCCUUGACAGAGGCUCGGGAGCGAGGACGAGGACGUGAUCUUCGCACCGAAAGUUCUAGAUCUCGUGCGAGGAGCAGGUCCCAGAGUCGGGAAAACCAUACCGCAACUUUCACGGAUAGUUUUAUUGCUGGUGCAACAUCUGGAGCCGUUGCAUCCAUUAUAACGAUGCCCUUUGAUGUGGGCAAGACACGGCGGCAGGUUUACGUGGAACCAGGAACUACCCCAGCUGGAGUUGAAAAGAUCUUGGCUCCUGAAGAGAGAUCAAUGCCUCGAUUUCUCUGGCACAUUUUCAAGACGGAGGGAUUUUCCGGUCUUUGGAGGGGGUGGAUUCCAAGGACAUUGAAAGUUGCUCCGGCAUGUGCAAUCAUGAUUAGUUCUUACGAAGUUGGGAAGAGAACAUUUAGAAGCGUGAAUGAGCGGGCGGAACGGAAAAAGGGGGCGAUAUGA
Molecule: messenger RNA, 1395 nt
Organism: Lachnellula hyalina
Lineage: Eukaryota; Fungi; Ascomycota; Leotiomycetes; Helotiales; Lachnaceae
Gene: slc25a39
Product: Solute carrier family 25 member 39
Exons: 2
Coding region: 1-1395 (464 amino acids)
Biological process (GO): mitochondrial transmembrane transport
Source: RefSeq, a predicted model, not a curated record